AUGGUGUUCCGACGGCAGGGAGGCAUUAGCAAGCAUCUCCUGAUGUGCGAGUGUGACAAGUCAAGUCGAGUCGACGGUUCUGUCACUGGCAUUGUCGUCAUGAAGGAGACGUCAAUGGGGGGAUCGGAUUCCAGGGCCCCGGUUCAGGAACAGGAACAGGAGGUCGGGGAUGGCCUUCUAGAAGGACCUUCUAGCGCGUACCGGGCCUUGUUGGGAGUCGGGACUUUGGCUAGCGCAGAGGACCCUAGCUGCUGGUGGAGCGGAAUGAGCACGCGCCGCUCUGAGUGUGAUUGA
Messenger RNA from Fusarium verticillioides 7600, 294 nucleotides. RefSeq lists its product as hypothetical. Lineage: Eukaryota; Fungi; Ascomycota; Sordariomycetes; Hypocreales; Nectriaceae. The coding region runs from base 1 to 294 and encodes 97 amino acids. The transcript has a single exon. The record is from RefSeq and is a predicted model, not a curated record.